Molecule: messenger RNA, 520 nt
Organism: Urocitellus parryii (Arctic ground squirrel)
Lineage: Eukaryota; Metazoa; Chordata; Mammalia; Rodentia; Sciuridae
Gene: Mmp24os
Product: MMP24 opposite strand
Source: RefSeq, a predicted model, not a curated record
AUCUCAUUUCCGCUCUGGAGGCUGGAGGGAGAGUGAGGUCUGAGUGACUUCAGUCACGGCUCCUCCCAAGAGAUCAUGGGCACUCAACUGAGCGGCGGCCAGGGCAGCCCGGAGCCCGCGCAGCCCCAGCCCGCGGCCCCAGAGGGCCSGGAGCGGCCCCGGCCGCAGCCGCAGCCCCAGCGGCAGCCCGAGCCCGACCCGUGGGGGCCUCUGGAUGACGUGCGCUUCCUCAUCGCCUGCACCUCCUGGUACUGACGGCAGCCUCCGUCCUCAGCCCUGUUCGGCCUGGCUCUCAACGCCCGGUACCUCCUACACCCCGGCGCCAGGAGCCGCCAAGGAAUCCAGAAAGGUCCCGCGGGGCUAGAGGAAAUCUCGGCACGAUCGCCUCGAGGGCACCCCCUCUCCCUAACCCCGAACUUUUCGCCUCCAGCCUGCACCCAAACCCGUGCUCACCCYUGUCCUCUCUCCAGCAUCCUGGGGCAGGCUACCCUGAACCAGAACCAGAACUGGGCCGGGCCUA